CUCAAAAACCACUCUUAUAUAUUCCCUUCUCUCUCCCCCCUUCAUUCCAAUCCAACUCCCUCUCUCUCUCUCUCUCCUCUUUUUCUCUGCACAUAGAGAGAUAUGGCUGUGAAUCAACUAGGCCUGGUUGUUCCAAUAUUUAGGAGUAGUGAGAUGGGGUAUACAGACAUGGAGAAGAGGCAGUUGUUUCUGAGAAGCUACCAGUUUAGCAGGAAGCAGAGUGUAACAGAGAGGCUGAAGAAGUCUUUCUUCAGAGUUAAACGGGUCAUCUGGGUCAGACUCAGAUCCGCCAGGAAGAUCCGGAAGAUGGUGUGGUUCAGGUUCAGAAAUGGGUUGUUUUUCAACAAUAGGAGAAAAAAGUUUUUCCUUCGCCUUCAGAACCACCAUAACUAUGGUGGGUCAACUGGCCUUUCUUGGCCUUCUUCUUGUUUCUGGUAGGAACUUUUCUUUUUACUUUUUUUUCUUUUUUUUUUUUAUGGAAUUUAUGUAGUAGGAAGACAAAAGGGCUGGAGUCUUAUAAGGAGUGUUUCAAUCUGUCUAUCAGUUCAUGCCCAAAUCUUACAACAAAGCUCUAGAGGCUAUUAUAUCUUUACUACAAUUAAUGUGUUUGUUCAUAUAACAUGACAUGAUUUUAGUAUUGCAAAAGUACUAAGUGUACCGCCUU
Ilex paraguariensis (yerba mate) is the source of this 664-nucleotide messenger RNA. The record is from the annotation of a GenBank genome assembly. NCBI's taxonomy places the organism in Eukaryota, Viridiplantae, Streptophyta, Magnoliopsida, Aquifoliales, Aquifoliaceae.